GCGCGGGGCAUGUUCGUCUUCGGCUACGACAACUACAUGGCGCACGCCUUUCCCCAGGACGAGCUCAACCCCAUCCACUGCCGCGGCCGUGGGCCCGACCGCGGGGACCCUUCAAAUCUGAACAUCAAUGAUGUACUAGGGAACUAUUCGUUGACUCUUGUUGAUGCAUUGGAUACACUUGCAAUAAUGGGAAAUUCAUCUGAGUUCCAGAAAGCAGUUAAGUUAGUGAUCAACACAGUUUCAUUUGACAGAGAUUCUACCGUUCAAGUCUUUGAGGCCACGAUAAGAGUCCUGGGAAGCCUUCUUUCUGCUCACAGAAUAAUAACUGACUCCAAGCAGCCCUUUGGUGACAUGACAAUUAAGGAUUAUGAUAAUGAAUUAUUGCACAUGGCCCAUGACCUGGCUGUGCGGCUCCUCCCUGCUUUUGAAAACACCAAGACGGGGAUCCCCUAUCCUCGGGUGAAUUUAAAGACAGGAGUUCCUCCUGACAGCAAUAAUGAGACGUGCACGGCAGGAGCUGGCUCCCUCCUGGUGGAAUUUGGAAUUCUCAGCCGACUGCUGGGGGAUUCCACGUUUGAGUGGGUGGCCAGACGAGCAGUGAAAGCCCUUUGGAACCUCCGGAGCAAUGACACAGGAUUGUUAGGCAAUGUUGUGAACAUUCAGACGGGCCAUUGGGUUGGAAAGCAGAGUGGCUUGGGUGCUGGGCUGGACUCCUUCUACGAAUACCUCUUGAAAUCUUACAUUCUCUUUGGAGAAAAAGAAGACCUAGAAAUGUUUAAUGCGGCAUACCAGAGUAUUCAGAACUACUUAAGAAGAGGGCGGGAAGCCUGCAAUGAAGGUGAAGGAGACCCCCCACUCUACGUCAAUGUGAACAUGUUCAGUGGGCAGCUGAUGAACACCUGGAUCGACUCUCUGCAGGCCUUCUUCCCUGGGCUGCAGGUGCUGAUAGGAGAUGUGGAAGAUGCCAUCUGCCUCCAUGCCUUUUACUACGCUAUAUGGAAGCGAUAUGGUGCCCUCCCUGAGAGGUAUAACUGGCAGCUGCAGGCUCCUGAUGUUCUCUUCUACCCACUGAGACCAGAGUUAGUGGAGUCCACAUAUCUCCUCUACCAGGCAACCAAGAAUCCCUUCUACCUCCAUGUAGGAAUGGAUAUUCUGCAGAGUUUGGAAAAGUACACAAAAGUCAAGUGUGGGUAUGCCACGCUGCAUCAUGUCAUCGACAAAUCCACAGAGGACCGGAUGGAGAGCUUCUUUCUUAGCGAGACCUGUAAAUACUUGUACUUGCUUUUUGAUGAGGAGAAUCCAGUACACAAAUCUGGAAACAGAUACAUGUUUACAACAGAGGGACACAUUGUAUCUGUGGACAAACAUCUUCGGGAAUCACCCUGGAAAGACUUCUUCUCUGAAGAGGGAGGGCAGGACCAAGAGGGAAAGCCUGUGCACAGGCCUAAAUCUCAUGAGUUAAAAGUCAUCAACUCCAGCUCCAAUUGCAAUCGUGUUCCUGAUGAGAGGAGAUACUCCCUGCCCUUAAAGAGCAUCUACAUGCGACAGAUUGACCAAAUGGUUGGCUUGAUUUGAUCUGCUCUCCUUUUUGUGGCCUCAUCUCAAACCAUACUGAACCCACUGAACCCGGACCAUGCCAAAGUCCAGUCAGAGGUGGAAGUGGAUGGAAAUCUGACCGUCCAUGAUGGUGUAGAAAUUCUAUCUGGCUCCUCACCCACGUCUGGUUAAUUCUUGCACACUUCAGUAUUUCUCUUCUGCUCAAUAAAAUGCCCUGUUUUUAUUAAGAAUAUAA
Carlito syrichta (Philippine tarsier) is the source of this 1792-nucleotide messenger RNA. It is a transcript of the gene EDEM1, whose product is annotated as ER degradation enhancing alpha-mannosidase like protein 1. The record is from RefSeq and is a predicted model, not a curated record. Lineage: Eukaryota; Metazoa; Chordata; Mammalia; Primates; Tarsiidae. The transcript has 12 exons. Gene Ontology annotation, molecular function: calcium ion binding; mannosyl-oligosaccharide 1,2-alpha-mannosidase activity. Gene Ontology annotation, cellular component: endoplasmic reticulum; membrane. Bases 10 to 1575 code for a protein of 521 amino acids. Gene Ontology annotation, biological process: mannose trimming involved in glycoprotein ERAD pathway; endoplasmic reticulum mannose trimming; carbohydrate metabolic process.